AUGUCGAUGAACUUUGAGGAUUGUGGUGUGGUCCGGGAUGGCUUCCCCCGCCCUUUUCCCAAUACCCCGUCCAAUGUCUUGGAGCAAUUUCGCAUGGACAGCAAGGUGGUUGUUGUCACUGGUGCUUCGGAUGGCAUUGGUCUUGCAGUGGCAGAGGCAAUUGCGGAAGCAGGUGGUAAUGUUGUCUUCUGGUACAACUCAAAUGAUGUCGCCAUUCAAAGAUCCCAAGAGAUUGCCACCAAACACAACGUUAAGACCUCUGCGUACAAAGUUGACGUCUCUGUUUCAACUCAAGUCCAAGAAACCAUCGCUCAGGUCGUCAAGGAAUUUGGCAAGCUCGAUGUCUUUAUUGCCAACGCUGGUAUGGCCAUCUCAAAGCCCAUCUUGGAGCAGACCUUAGAAGAGUACCGUAAGCAGAUGUCCGUGAACGUGGACGGCAUUGUACAUUGCAGCAAAUAUGCCGGCGAGGUUUUCCAACGCCAAGGGUUUGGAAACCUCAUUAUUACAUCAAGCAUGAGCGGACACAUUGUCAAUGUUCCAACCGACCAACCUGUCUACAACGCAACCAAAGCAUACGUCACUCACUUUGGGAAAUCCCUUGCUCGUGAAUGGCGAGAAUUUGCCCGUGUGAACGUUGUAUCUCCGGGAUUCUUUGACACCAAGAUGGGGGCCAGUCCCUCUGCUAUCAAUGAGGCUUACCGUAUGGCUGCCCUAGGACGACAGGGCCACACCAAGGAGAUCAAGGGUCUGUAUCUCUAUCUCGCCAGCGAUGCUUCAACAUAUAUGACGGGAAGUGAUGUGCUUAUUGAUGGUGGCUAUGUACUACCUUGA
Penicillium chermesinum is the source of this 831-nucleotide messenger RNA. RefSeq lists its product as uncharacterized. The record is from RefSeq and is a predicted model, not a curated record. Bases 1 to 831 code for a protein of 276 amino acids. Gene Ontology annotation, molecular function: oxidoreductase activity, acting on NAD(P)H, oxygen as acceptor. Gene Ontology annotation, cellular component: intracellular anatomical structure. The transcript has 5 exons. Lineage: Eukaryota; Fungi; Ascomycota; Eurotiomycetes; Eurotiales; Aspergillaceae.